Messenger RNA from Hemiscyllium ocellatum (epaulette shark), 5583 nucleotides. RefSeq names its product la-related protein 1B-like. Gene Ontology annotation, biological process: mRNA stabilization; positive regulation of translation. Gene Ontology annotation, cellular component: cytoplasmic stress granule; cytosol. Gene Ontology annotation, molecular function: RNA cap binding; metal ion binding. The transcript is spliced from 20 exons. The coding region runs from base 628 to 3864 and encodes 1078 amino acids. The record is from RefSeq and is a predicted model, not a curated record. Lineage: Eukaryota; Metazoa; Chordata; Chondrichthyes; Orectolobiformes; Hemiscylliidae.
AUCGGUUAACAUGGUGGGAGCGAAGCAUGUGUCAACUUGAGCAAAUGGCAGCGGUCUAGCGAGACGGAGAAGAACCGGAGCCUUCCUGGAGGCGAAAGCGAGAAAGAACGAGGGGAGGAGUGCUCCGCCUCGGAAGGGGAAGGGAAGAGCGGAGAGAGGGGCUGGUUGAAGGUUGUGGAGCAGCAGAAGAGGCGGCGGCGGCGGCGUGGAACCACGUUUGUUGCAACGCUCGAGUUCCGAAGGGGAGCCGCUCGUCCAUUUUUCCUGAAGUCCACCAUAUUGUGGCUGGUGUCGGCGCUGGCUCGUCCUCUUUCCCCGGUUCCUGCUUUCACUUCGCUCCUUGCUGCCUCUCGCAAGCCCGGAAUUCCCCGCAGGACUUCAUUUUCUAAUUCCCUUCUCUCCGUGCCCCCGAUUAAGAAAUUCCGCUGGGACCCGCAACCUAAAAGAGAAAACACGUUUUCCCCCUGGAGUUUUUUUUUAAAAAUAACACACAGGGUUUGCGUGUGAGAGAGAGAGUGUAUUUUUAGGUCCUGACCGAAGUAAAUCGUGACUAUUUUAAAGCAAAUUAUUAGAGAAAGGCCAAAGGAAGAGCAGUGAUUUUUGGACACCGGCCUAGCCGUGCAGUGCAUGAUGACAACCGAGGUUGAAUCGCCCAUGCUUCAGAUCACAGAUCACGGCACUUCUGUUCAGCCAUCAGGUAGCGGCGGCGGCUCUGAAGAGGAGAUGAUGACCCGUGCUUGUUCCACGUUGUCCUCGGCUUCAGGAGGAGACGAGGACGCGGGCAACGAUCUAUUGGCGAGGUUGGAGCCACACUCCGGAGGCCGGGACCAGUCCGAACAGCAGAGCGGCCCUCUGGAGCUGGCGACCGACCCCGAGAAUAAGGAAAAUGAUCAAAGCCAGAGGGAGUCGGCGGAGAAAUUGCAGAAAAAAUUCACUGAGGCGCCUCCUCCUAAAAUCAAUCCAUGGACCAAGAGGAAAAAUAUGGUCACGACUAACGGCGUGAAUGUCAACAGCCAGGAAACAGAGCAACAGAGUUCAACCAAAGUGAUCAAGGCAAGCAAGCCCAAAGCAAAGAAAACUGGAAAGGCAAGCGAUUUCAGUGACAUCACAAACUGGCCUACUCCUGGAGAAAUUGCUAAUAAGGAGCACCAUAACAUCAUGAACCAGCCAAACAAAAAGCCACUGAAUAAAAAUAAGAAGAAAGAUAAAUCUGAAAAGAAAGACAGUGAAAGUAAAGAAAACAGAGAAAUGCAGAAAAAGGAUGAAGAAGAAAAGUCAACAAUUGAAGAUGAAUCCCAUGGAUCUUCACAAAAGGGGAAGAAAGCGAACAAGCAUAAAUGGGUUCCCCUUCACCUAGAUGAAGUGAAACAAGAUGGGCAAGAAAGGCCUAGCUCACGUAAUAGUUCACGCUCUCAGGUAGAUACAACACGUUCGAUGCAAAACAACAAAAGAAAUGAUUAUUCAAGAAGUUGGCGCCGAGAUGACAAGCGCGAUAGAGACAGAAGGGAUGAUGCUGAUGAAGUUGGCAGUGUUAGAAGUGAAGGUGGUGGUGUACGAGGCAGUUUCAGGGGUAGAGGCAGAGGUCGAGGUCGAGGAAGAGGACGUGGCAGGGGAAGCUCACGUGUGAAUUAUGACUAUCCAUAUGGGUACAAGCAAUCGUAUGAUACCUCUGACCAGUAUGUACCAGAAUACAACACUAACAUGAUGUACUAUUAUGACGAUGGAAGUGGAGCACAGAUGUACACAGUGGAUGAAACCUUACUGAAGGAGUACAUUAAACGACAGAUUGAGUACUACUUCAGUACAGAAAAUCUGGAAAGAGAUUUUUUCCUACGGAGAAAGAUGGAUGAACAAGGUUUCCUACCCAUUUCUCUGAUUGCUAGUUUCCACCGGGUGCAAGCUCUAACUACAGAUGUAAAUCUCAUUUUGGAGGCAUUAAAAGGAAGUACAGAGGUGCAAAUUGUGGACCAGAAAAUGAGGAAAAAAGAGAGUCCUGAGAAAUGGCCUAUUCCAGGCCCACCUGUUUCUGACAUUCCAAGAACUGACUUUUCCCGUUUAAUUAACUGCCCAGAAUUUGUACCUGGGCAGAUGUAUGGCUCUCAAACUGAAUCUGCUCCUAGUUCCCCAAGGGUAGGAACUCCUGUUGAUGCAAAUACAAAUGUUGAAGCCAACAACCUUCAGACAGUAUCUAAGGGGCUUUCUACAAGUUUGCCUGAUCUGGAGUCUGAUUCUUGGAUAGAAGUGAAAAAAAGACAUCGUUCAUCACAACUAAACUCAAAGGAACAUAACUCACCCAAACCUCAAGUGCUAAAACAGGAACAAGAGGAACAGGAGGAAUUGGAUUUCAUGUUUGAUGAAGAAAUGGAACAGAUAGAAGGACGCAAGAAUACUUUCACAGAUUGGUCGGAUGAUGACUCAGAUUAUGAAAUUGAUGAUCGUGAUGUGAACAAGAUCUUGAUUGUGACUCAGACACCUCCUCACAUGCGCAAACACCCAGGUGGUGACCGGACAGGGAAUCAUGUUUCCCGAGCAAAAAUUUCAACAGAGCUUGCAAAAGCUAUCAAUGAUGGUUUAUAUUACUAUGAACAAGACCUUUGGAUGGAAGAAAAUGGGCCAGAGUAUUCAACUAUAAAGCAAGAAAUUGAGAAUUUUAAGAAGUUGACUGUCAUUAGUAAAGAACAUUUCGAUACCCUAGCACCUGAACCACCAGUUGACACAAACCAGGAGGUGCCUCCUGCACCACCAAAGGCCCAAGAUUAUGCAGAAGAGUUAGCCAACAAGCUGUUUGGUGUUGCAGAGCCACCAUCAUCAAACCUAGCCCGUUCUUUACCUACAACUGUACCAGAAUCUCCAGCAUGUUCAGCCAGAACCCCAAAGACUCCACGUACACCUAGGCUACAAGAUCCCAGUAAGACACCACGAUUUUAUCCUGUCGUCAAAGAAGGAAGGCCUUUAGACAUUGAGGCACCAAGGAAAAGAAAAACGAGGCAUAGUUCAAAUCCACCACUUGAAUGUCACAUUGGCUGGGUUAUGGAUUCAAAAGAACACAGACCAAGAACACCAUCUGUUAGUAGUUCAAAUGCCAGUCCUUCAGAAGGCACACCAUUUGUUGGAAGUUAUGGCUGUACACCAAACUCUCUACCUAAGUUCCAGCAUCCUUCCCAUGAGCUUUUAAGAGAAAAUGGCUUCACUCAAGAAGUUUACCACAAAUAUCGUCGAAGAUGUUUGAACGAGAGGAAGAGAGUAGGAAUUGGACAGUCCCAGGAAAUGAACACCCUGUUCCGUUUCUGGUCCUUUUUUCUCAGAGAUCACUUCAACAGGAAAAUGUAUGAAGAAUUUAAACAGCUGUCCCUUGAGGAUGCAAAAGACAAUUACAGGUAUGGAUUGGAGUGUCUGUUUAGAUUUUACAGUUAUGGACUAGAAAGAAGAUUUCGACAUGACAUAUUCAAAGAUUUCCAAGAAGAAACUGUAAAAGACUAUGAAGCAGGCCAACUCUAUGGAUUGGAAAAAUUCUGGGCUUUUCUCAAAUAUACUCAAACAAAGAAUUUACCAAUUGAUCCCAAACUGCAACAAUACCUUAGUAAGUUCAAGCGACUUGAAGACUUCAGAGUUGAUCCCCCAUUUGGUGAUGAGGUUGGUCGAAAGAGACGUUCUUCUGGAGCUGACGACAGUGGUCGUAGAAGACAUCAACCAAAUGCCUCUUCUAGUAAACCAGUAAAUGCUGCUAAACCCUUACUCACCAAUAAGUCUCAGGUUUCAACAAACCCUUCAAAAUGGGAUGCAUCAUCUGGGAAAUCGGAGGACAAUAGGAGCCAGAAUACUGCUGCCAUGACUACCACUGAACCUGAAACACCUGAGAAAUAGACUUUCUGCAUUACAUCUCCCUGCUUAUACAAAUCGCAUCAGUAUUUUCAGCUCAAGGACCUUGUCCAGUUUUUUAGACUCAGCCUCAAUGAAAGAAAAAAAACUUGAAAAUAUUCAUAUUACUUUCAGUUUUGGGGUGGGAAAAACUAAGUCCAAGUUUUGAGCUUUCAGCCAGCUGUUUUGGAGAAGAGGAAUUUAGAAUCUAAUCAAUUUGUCACACCCCUCAUUUUGAUUUUCAAGAUUACCUUGAACUACUGUUUACAGAAACGCAUUCCUGCACAAUAUGCAAAAAUUACACAUUUGAAUUUGGAAUGCCUUACAUUUCAAUGAGGAUUCUCAUACUUCUUAAAGAAGAAAAAUUAUUUUUUAGUCCAUUACCAUAGUGCUUUUGCAGCCAGUUCCUCCUAUUGUUAUUAUUGAUUUUAUAUAUAUAUAUAUAUAUAAAUAUAUCUAUAUCAGAGUACAUAAAUUUAUUUCUGGGAAGUGUACAAUUGAAAUUGCUUGGGUAGGGAGAAUAAAAUCUGGAAAGAAAAUCUUCUACAUCCAAGAUGGUAUAACCAGGGUUGCGACAUAAUUCAAUGAAUUAUUCAGUAAUUAACAGUGUGAUGAAAAUGGUUGUGAGGCCUGUUUCCAUACUAUAGCGAAUCUAAUCUAAUCAUCCUGGAUGCAGUGUGUUUUAGGUUUAAAGCAGUUGGUUACACAGUUAUUGACAAAUUUAGUGGAGAUUGUUACAGAGUGACUUGGAUGGUUUGGGCUUGAAUGAAAGUAUAACUAAAGGAGAUUGUGCAGCUUUUUAAAAAUGGUCUUCUGAAUCACUAAUAUCUUGCACUGCUUAAAUUAUCUACUGCAUCUUUUUAUGCAGAUGAAGAUAAAAUAACAGAUUUUUCUCACUUCAGGAGGUACUGGGGUUUGGUUUUGUUUCAUUUAUUUUAUGCUUAUAGUGUGCUUUCAGUAAAGCACUACAAUUGAUUUGUAAUUUUUUUAAAUGCCAUUAUACUGUUGUAAAAUGUUAAUUUUUUUGUGGAAAAUUUACAAAAAACAAGUGCUCAUUUGCUGAAGUGGUUUUGCUCUUAGUAAUUAUUAAGACAGUGUCAUUUAUUUUAAAUUAUACUUAGCAGGAGGGGUGGGUUGCUGGUUUAUCUUGAAGGGUUUUAUUCACAUUUGUGAAAAUUACUGGAAAAUUCUUCAAAAUCAGACGCAUUUAUUGUAUUUAAAGAUCUAGCAUCCUAAUACAACCAGUGAAAACAAUCUAUUGGUCUUCCUAUCUGUUCAGACUUGAAUGUAAGAAAGUUUGGGCAGUAUACAUUUAUUUACUGCUGCUAAUCAGAGGGCUAGAAUGGACAGUAGCAGUGUGGAAUCCACAUAACUAUCAUUAUAAAUAAGCUGCAGCUGUACAUCAUUUACUUUGCUGAAAUAGCAUGCAUAUCUUACCUUAAUGUGUAAUCCAGGCUUAAACCCAGCUGAACGAUGCAACUGUAAAAUACUUGGAUGAAAGAUUGUAUAUACCAUUUAAAGUAAUCAGUUUAGAAUAUUUACCCUAAUUUUUUUCAUCUAAUGAAAUAAGUGUGCACAUCUAGCAUUAGCGUGUGUAAUUUGUGGCAAUCUUCUCAACUUUUAUAAAAAUGCAUAUAAAAACAUUCAAAAUCAAUCAAAAUUUAACUGGUUGCACUGUGAUUCUUUGGAAAUUCAUUUUGCAGAGGGGGUAUAACUUAACUGUUA